This is a messenger RNA of Microdochium trichocladiopsis, 1591 nucleotides long. RefSeq lists its product as uncharacterized. The transcript has 2 exons. Bases 222 to 1286 code for a protein of 354 amino acids. The record is from RefSeq and is a predicted model, not a curated record. NCBI's taxonomy places the organism in Eukaryota, Fungi, Ascomycota, Sordariomycetes, Xylariales, Microdochiaceae.
GCUGCGUAUGCCUGUGGUGCCCCAAAUCCGCCCUCCUUGCCUAUGUGCCAGCAGCGCUCGCCACUCGCUGUCCGAGAAGGCCAGUCCCCUAGCCUAGACCGAAGGCGCUCCAAGCCACCCACCCCUUUAACACUGUCUACACUGUCUAGUGCUCCCGACGUUCACGUCUUCACCUCUUCGGAACGGCCUCCAGCCUCCUCAUUCUGGACACGAUUGCGACCAUGGACGACUUAAACGAUGCCGGCGCCGAACUCUGGGACAACAAUGGCUUGACUGACAUUGCGUCCCUUGCCAGUGACGAAAGCAGCAUCAACGCCACUAUCGCCGAGACUGACGAUCGCUUCAUGCCCUUCCACGACGGUUGGAGCGCACAGAAGGACGAGCACAGCGCCCCCUCUCCGUUACCCUUCGCGUACACCACGGCACAGUCCAUUAUCGAGGGAUUCGUCCGCAUUGAAAACCACCUCCAUUCUACGCAUGACACACUCGAGCCCAUGGCCGAGAGUUCCCAGCUCGAAGCUCCUACGCUCGCCCGACACGUACAAUCUUGUCACGAUUCCAGCAAUGACCAUGGCCACGAGCCUACUGACAGCACAAGCGGCACCAUCUUCUCGUUGUCCAACAACUUCUUGUCCAAGAACGACAACUCGGGUUCAGGGGGGGACGAGCUCAGCGGCCAUCCUUCCUCCAACUUGGAUGGCACGACGCAGUCCGCUUCCGCCACAUUCACGGACUUCGACUUCGACGAACCCGCCCUCAGCCCUCAGCUUUCGGAUAAAGAUCUACAUGACAGGUUCAAUAAUACGUUCGGGAGUUGGGAGAUCCUCAGAGACGCACUAGUCAAAUUUGCGGACAAGGUACCAGCCAGCGUUGUCCUCGACGAUGAACAGUACCGGGGCAUAAUUCAACUUACGGGGUUGUUUUGGCGGGACGCAGUAGAGCUGCUCAGCAUUUGUUCCCACCCAAAUGCAUCGCGUAGGACGCGGCAGCUGAUCGAGGAGAACAAGGUUGUGCCCACUCUAUGGGCAGUUGGGGCAGCUCCAUUCCUGCAGCGAUUCACAUCCGAUGAUGCCUCCAACCCUGAGCAUAUGUGGACAUUCGUCCUGCAGUGGGUCUUGCAACUCCAUCAUCUGCACAGGAAUGUCCCGGAGUACAAACAUCUGUUCGCGAGAUAUGUAGGACUUUUCGCAAUACUGGCAAUGGUUGCGUCACCUCUGGAGGCAGACAAAUGUCGCUGGGCUCUCACUGCUCAAUUCUGGUAUAGAAGAAUAGCUGGUUUGGCGUGACGAGAACCGUAUUCCACCAGUUUGGGAGAUUCUUUCUUGGUUAUUGGCAUAGUUUUGGGGUCGUGUUGGUCUUGGAUUAUGGACCUGUUGCCAACCGAGAGCACUACUUCAUGGGCACAGAAUCCUGUCUAGCAAUACUUGCACCCCCCCAAUGCCACCUUCACUUCAGUGUCCAUGAUGCUUGUGCCUCGAGUUGUGACAUGAAGACACGCGUGUUUCUAUGACACUACGUGGUUAACAGCGAUCGGUUGCAUCACUCAGUCUUGAAUCCACUUCGGUCUGAUUGACUCUUAUCUACGUUGUUC